Nymphaea colorata (pocket water lily) is the source of this 1463-nucleotide messenger RNA. Its product is annotated as agmatine hydroxycinnamoyltransferase 1-like. The record is from RefSeq and is a predicted model, not a curated record. The transcript has a single exon. Bases 23 to 1321 code for a protein of 432 amino acids. Lineage: Eukaryota; Viridiplantae; Streptophyta; Magnoliopsida; Nymphaeales; Nymphaeaceae. Gene Ontology annotation, molecular function: acyltransferase activity, transferring groups other than amino-acyl groups.
CAAGGAAAACAAACAACCAAAAAUGAAGAUCAAUAGAGGGAGCUCAACACUGCUCAAGCCAACCUAUCAUACCCCAACCCUCCCUCCUACUGAUUCCUUGAUCCCUCUGAGCCCCUUUGAUACCGUCACAUAUCAGAUCCAUGUUGGAACCUUGUAUGCCUACAGACCUCCCAACCCAUCAAAUGAAGUCAUUGAACAAGGGCUCCGCCGGCUUCUUGCCGAGUACAGAGAGUUCGCUGGCCGCCUCAGUUUCGAUGACAAUGGCCACCAGUGCAUCCUUCUCAAUGACGAGGGCAUUCGCUUUGUCGAAGCUACCUCCGGCUCUCCUCUUGGCAGCUUGAUGGACAAGCCAUCUCCGUACUACCUCGACUUGCACCCACACAUUACAGGAAUAGAGGAGGAGUUGUUUCAGGAGAAGCUCACCAGGUUUGCUUGUGGUUCCUUGGUGGUGGGCUGCACCAUCCACCAUGCAGUCUUGGAUGCACAGUCUCUCAGCCGUUUUUUCAUAGCAUGGGGCCAAACUGUGCGCAACAGCAUCCCUGUUCUACCACUCCCACUGCAUGACCGCUCCAUCUUCAUCCCUCGCAACCCUUCUCUCGUUCAGUUUGAACAUAGUGAGAUUGAGUAUACGGCCCGUCAACCAAAGCCCAAGCACCCAGAGCUACAACACACUAUUGUGAUGGAAAGGGCACACUUCCCUUCUGCAUUUUUAGAGAAACUCAAGUCCAAGGCCUCUGGUGACAAUCCUUGUGAUAAGCCUUACACUACCUUUGAGAGCCUUACAGCUCACCUAUGGAGGAAGAUUACCCGUGUCAGGAAUCUAGAAGGGGAGUUGACUACAAAAGUAAGGAUUGCAGUGAACGGUCGCUUUAGAAUGAGGAAUCCUACUGUGCCCAUGAGCUACUUGGGCAAUGUGGUGCUGUGGGCUUGGCCUCGCUCUAAGGUGAAAGACCUCUUGUCCAAGCCAGUGCGACAUGCAGCUAGGCUCAUACAUGAUGCAGUGGCUAGAGUCGAUGACGACUACUUCAGGUCAUUCAUUGACUUCUCAAGCUCAAAGGAAAAGAUGGAAGGGCUGGUGCCGAGCGCCUAUGGGGGAGAUAUGGUGUUGAGCCCUGACUUGGAAGUGUCCUCCUGGUUGAAUAUCCCCUUCUAUGACAUGGACUUUGGUACAAACCGCCCUCGCCUCUUUGUACCUUCAUAUGAGAGAGUAGAAGGGUUCUUGCAUAUCGUGCCUUCCUUCACUGGCGUUGGAGAUGUUGAUGCCUUCGAUUCUCUGUUUGAGAAGGACAUGGGAUCCUUCAUAAUGGACUGUAUUAUUUAGAUUAGUACUUAUAUGCCAAACCUAGUGUAUGUUUUGAAACUUAAUGCUCCCUUUCACGCUUUCUACUUUCACUUGUUUAGGUAGUCCCCAUGUUGUUGCUAUGGACAAUGUCAGUGAAUUGUGGUGAUCAUAUGAUUUGGUA